AUGCCAUUGGACGAGCUGACAAAGAAAAGAAGAACACGCGCAGCGCACAGAGGUUCAGCAACGAAGAUAGGGACGAAGAUAAAAGAAUGUUUAGCGAAUACGAGUGAAACGCCUCAAACGGACAAGGAUGUGCUGAAACAGCUGAGAGACACGCUGAGCGAGAAACUCGAAGCCUUGAAACUUUUAGAUAACGAGAUUGUCGAGGUACUAAGUAAUAGCGAAGCCGAAGACGCAGAACAACAGCUGGAAAAAGAAAUUCAGGAGACAGAUGAUACGCGAGCUGAAUUACAAAAAAUCAUUCUCGACGUGAAUGACGCAUUGUUCGAAGCCUUGCCGUCACUACCACAAGGUCAAAGUACACCAUCGAAUCUGAGUAUGAACGCUACACCAAAACAGACUGUUCGCGCAAGGCUCCCAAAGUUAGAGGUGAAAAGAUUUAAUAGGAAAAUUCAAGAGUGGCAAGAAUUUUGGGACUCUUUUGAUAGCUCGGUCAACCAGAAUGACGCUUUAUCCGAUGUAGAUAAAUUCGCGUAUUUGAAAGGUCUACUGGUUGGUCCCGCGCAGACAACUAUCGCAGGGUUCACGUUGACAGCAACGAACUAUAAAGAAGCAUUAGAACUCCUGAAGACACGAUAUGGGAAGAAAAUGCAUGGCGAUACAGAGAGCCCAUAUUCAAGCGUUGAUGAACAUAAAACCAGUAUACAACGAGCGAGAUGUGCGUCGACUACGGGAAUUGUACCAUGCCUGUGA
Paramuricea clavata is the source of this 750-nucleotide messenger RNA. The record is from the annotation of a GenBank genome assembly. NCBI's taxonomy places the organism in Eukaryota, Metazoa, Cnidaria, Anthozoa, Malacalcyonacea, Plexauridae.